Molecule: messenger RNA, 1163 nt
Organism: Hypanus sabinus (Atlantic stingray)
Lineage: Eukaryota; Metazoa; Chordata; Chondrichthyes; Myliobatiformes; Dasyatidae
Product: glutamate--cysteine ligase regulatory subunit-like
Exons: 7
Coding region: 1-870 (289 amino acids)
Biological process (GO): glutathione biosynthetic process
Cellular component (GO): glutamate-cysteine ligase complex
Molecular function (GO): enzyme regulator activity; glutamate-cysteine ligase catalytic subunit binding
Source: RefSeq, a predicted model, not a curated record
AUGGAAGUUCAGGUCUCUGAAAUGACUUCUUUGAAUUCUUGGGUGUCUGACAUCAGCACAGUGAGAUCGAUCCGUGUGUACACUGGUAAUGCUGUGAGAUGGUGUGGCUCAUCACGAACACCUCCAGGGACACCACAGCAAGAGAUUCUGCACUGUCUCAAGGCUGCAUUGGUGGAAUGGGUUUCAAAGUUCAAUCCAGAUCAAGUUGAAUCGAAGAGACUAGCAGAACAUCUUGUUUGCAACCUCACGCAGGAUCAUGAGAAGAUUAGACCUGAAGAGAGAGAAGACAUCAAAAUAACAGCCAAACUAUUCAUCUACAGAUAUGAACCUGGAAUCAUCAAAGAGGCUGCAACUGAAGCCUGCUUACAGCUGGGAGUGUCUCAACUAGAUUCUGUAAUCCUGGCUCUGCCACAACUGCCAGGAGGGAAAUGCCACUCCCUGGAAGACUUGCUGCCCCCUUGGGAGGAGCUGGAGUCCCUGGUCCAAGAGCAGAUGGUCACAUCAAUCGGAGUGUCGGACAUGGACAAGCAGAUGCUGGAGACAUUUUGCCUAAAUGUACAGGUCCAACCAAGCAGUUGCCAAGUCAACCUUGCUUCUUGCUGUGUAAUACCACCUGAACUGACUGCAUUCACCAGUGAAAACGGCAUCCAAUUGUUGACUCACAAUGACCCUGCAGAUAUCCUUCCAGUGGAAAUGCUCCAGGAAGCCCUCAGUGCCAAGCUGCAAGACCCUGGCAUCUCCGAGUGGGUGCCAAGGUGGAUCCUUCGCUACUCGGCAAUUAUUAAGGACAGAGGGAUCAUCAGAUCAAAAGGAUACAUGGUGAAGGCUGAGAGAACAGCAACACAUCGCCGAGUCUGCCCUGAGACGUAGGUUAUUGUGGUUGGAUUUAUGAUUCUAUCUCAUGUUCUUGGAGAACUCUGGAAUGAACAGAUGUAAAGACAUUGACUCAGAGGGGAUUUAGGACUGGGUAUUGAGUUGCAAAACAAGCAAAGUUGUCCACUGCAAUAUCUUCAUUAUGUUCUUCUCUGAUCAUAUGCAGUUAAGUAUUCCUCCUCAACCCUUUGGAACAGAUGAGCAGGAAUUUCUUUAGCCAGAUGGUGGUGAAUCUGUGGAAUUCUUUGUCACAGGUGGCUGCGGAGGCGAAGUCAUUGGGUAUAUUUAAA